This is a messenger RNA of Mangifera indica (mango), 2994 nucleotides long. Its product is annotated as disease resistance protein At4g27190-like. The transcript has 3 exons. The record is from RefSeq and is a predicted model, not a curated record. NCBI's taxonomy places the organism in Eukaryota, Viridiplantae, Streptophyta, Magnoliopsida, Sapindales, Anacardiaceae. Gene Ontology annotation, molecular function: ADP binding; ATP hydrolysis activity. Bases 100 to 2994 code for a protein of 964 amino acids.
GCGAUGGUUUCGAUCCAUUCGUUCUACAUUUGGAAGAGCCUCUUGCCAGUUUUGACAUGGGUCAGAGUUAUUGAGAACGAGCAGAGUUAAAUUUUCAGGAUGGCUGAUCCAGCGACUAUAACGGCAACAGUCAUAGCUGGCGUGGAUUUUGUAAUAAAACAAGGCAAAGGCAUAAUCAACCCUCUGAAGAGGAAACAUGGUUACGUAAAAAAUAUCACAGAGAACUACGACAGACUUGACGCGGAGUAUAAUAAACUUUGCACUCGAGAGAAUGAUAUAAAAAUCGGACUGGAGAGAUGCAAAACAGAAGAAGACGAGACAGGGGAAAGCCAAUUAUGGCGUAAAAACGUGGGAAAGAUGAAAGAUGACGUCGAAGCAUUGAAGAGUAAGUAUCAUAAACGUCCAACAGGAUCUAUACACUAUUUUAAUCUCAUGAAACUUGGUAAAAGAAUUGUGAAAAAGACGGAGGAGGUAGUUUCUCUUUGGAAUGAACGGGAAAAAAUACCAAGUCCAACGGUUAAGAAGCCGCCCGUUCUACAUACAAGCAUUCCUACCAACAAAAUUAUCAAAUUCCCAUCUGUUGAAGAAACUGUUAGAAAGCUACAGGAGUAUCUUGCAGAAGAAAAUAUCAAAACAGUUGGCGUUGGGGGACCAAUAGGAGUUGGGAAAAGUACAAUAAUGAAUCGUCUGCAGCAAGAAAUUGAGAAACCUAAUAACUUUGUGUUUUUAAUAAAUGUGGGCAAGAAAGGAGAUGAAAGAUACAUACAGAAUGAGCUUCUGAAGCGGCUCAAGGAAAAGCCCGAAGAACUCAGCGAUGAAGAAAAAAAGCAGAGGAUUUAUGAAAAGCUGAAGAACUACCAGAAUUAUUUCUUGUUGCUUGAUGACGUUUUUGCAAACGUUGAAUUGGAAAAAGUUGGCAUUAACUAUGAACAUAAGGGAAAGAUGGUCAUUGCGUCGAGGUAUAAACGAGUUUUUAUGCGCAUGGAUAAAGUUAUAGAAGUGAAGAGACUGUCAGAGGAGGAUGCCCAAAAUAUGUUCUGGGAUAGAGUUCCCAAGGAAUUGAAGGAUAAUCCAGACAUCAAGAGAGAAGCAGAAUUGAUUAUCAAGUUCUGCAGUGGCAUGCCAUACCUCAUAAAGUUGAUAGGAAAUUACUUGACUGAAAUGAGUCUUGCAGAAGAUGUAAACCGUGCAGCAGUAUGGCGAAACACUCGGCAUGCAUUAACAUCACCAACUGGGGAGCCCAAGGGAGAUUUGGAAACAGUUUACAAGUCCCUUAAACUUGAAAUUGACAGGCUGAAAACAAAUGACAGGUCUUGCUUUCUAUAUUUGGCAAGUUUUUCCUCUACCCAUGAACUUCUUCGUGAUAAUAUAAUUGAAUGUUGGAGAGCUGAACAAUUCUUAGAGGAUUACAAAAAGCUUGGGACGGCCCGUGACGAGGGGUGUCGUCUAUUGGUGUCUUUUGUCAACAAUUUUCUUCUGGAAAAGGGAACCAAGGAGGCACAAUACAAGAUGUUCGAGUUUUAUCAACGACUCGCCUCUAGAUUUGCCAAAAACAACAAGAAUUAUAUUCAAAAAUCAAGGAUCUUUGUGAUGAGCGAUUCAUCCUCAUCCACUUUGCCAGAUGAAUGCAAUUCUGAAAGAAUCUCCACAUUGUUACUUAAGGGAAUUAGUUGCCUUCCACAGUUUCCAUCACCAGUCUAUGAAUUCCUUCGACUUCUUGAAUUACACAAAGCAAAGAUUGCAACUCUUCCUUCAUCAAUCUCCACUUUGACGAAUCUCAAAGCCAUGUACUUAAAGAACUGUGAUCAAUUAAGAGUACUCUGCGAUGAGGUGGGAAAACUUCAUAAUCUCGAAAUUCUUGACAUACGUCAUACUGGAAUUUAUAAUUUGCCUCCGGUAGUAGGAAAUUUGACUACUCUUAAGUGUUUGAGAGUUUCAAUUAGGAACCAAGUUAAUGGUUCUGCCGGGGAGAUGAUUCCUCCCAAGGUAAUUGCACGGCUUCGUUCACUGGAAGAGUUGGGUAUUGAUGCAAAUCCAACUGAUGGAAGAUGGAAUCAGAUUGUAGAGAGUAUUGUUGCGGACGUUGCUACUCUUACAGAAUUGACCACUCUCUGGUUCUACUUUCCUAUGCUGAAUAGCUUCGAGACAUUUAUUAGUCAAAGUAAGUCAUGGAAUAGGAACCAUGAACAGGAAGAUAAAAGAUUCAGAUCAUUCAAUAUCAUUGUUGGUCAGCAGCAAGAAGAUUCUCUUACUGAAUUUGAUGACUCUAGAUGGUCAGAUGAAAAGAGGUUGAGAUUCUCCGCAGGUGAAGCCUUUCCUGAUGAGAUUUUAAAGGUAUUGGAGGAAGCAUCGUCUUUUGAGCUAAUUGCUCAUAAAGCUGCCAAUUUAUCAGUUUUCAGAGCUGAUAAUACAGCAAGGCUUGAAAUUUGUACAAUAAAAAAUUGCCCUGAAAUGACGAGCAUUAUUGAUGGUCACAACGCUGCGUUUCAACGCCUAAAGAAGUUGUACAUAGAUGAUCUUCCAAAAUUGGAGCACAUUUGGAAAAAUCCAGUAGUACCACCGAAUAGCCUUACCAGUCUCACAAUUUUAAAGAUAAAAGGAUGCCACAGUCUAAGAGUUCUAUUCUCAGGGACUAUGGUUUUGGGACUUAAACUGUUACAACAGAUUCAAAUUGAGGACUGCCAAGUCAUUAAAGAAAUUAUAGAGGAUGGAAGCGUAGCUGAUUCUGGGGCCUUUCCGAAUUUGAAGGAGUUGGAACUCAUUAAUCUUCCCUUAUUGUCUAAUAUAUGCAAUGUUGCAACAUCGACCUGGAAUUCUUUGGAAAUGCUGAAGAUUGAUGCAUGUGUGGAGCUAAAAAAUUUCCCAUCUACAUUCCAGAAGGCAGAGAAAUUGAAAUGCAUUUAUUGGACUCAAAGUCAAUGGAACCAAUUGGUUUGGCCCAAUGAUAACGAUGUUACAAAAAACCGUUUCCAAAAUCUGCAUCAACCCAUAUGA